Molecule: messenger RNA, 1196 nt
Organism: Cercospora beticola
Lineage: Eukaryota; Fungi; Ascomycota; Dothideomycetes; Mycosphaerellales; Mycosphaerellaceae
Source: RefSeq, a predicted model, not a curated record
AAUAUCGCCUGAGUUCGCAGUUUGAUGCAUACCAGCUGAAAGAGCUGAAAGAACGAUAAUUCUUUGAAUAAUGGCACAGCGUCUGUAUUUCCGAAAGCAUGGAAGGCCUCCCAGCUCAUGAUUGUGGCCAUGAGCAAGACCUGACCGACAGAGAUUCGGCUUGAGGCACGGCGAUCUUUUACUUGCCAACAUUGAAAGAGAUAUAGAGCAACCAGUUCCACCCAGCACUAGCUCCGAGGACGAGGAUGGUUGUCAGCUCCUUUACUUGGAGCCGGCAAGAUUUCGCCACAGAUGACUGGUCAGAAACGCGGCUGAGAAUUUUCUGGUCGCAUGUCAAGACGAUUGAUUCUCCGGUGGACGUGGCUUGCCCGAUACGGAAUACAAGGAGAUCCCGAUCCUCAUUGUGAGCGGCUGCGUCCAGGCCUCGUCGGCCAGCUCCCCAAACCAUCUACGGAUGCGUUCCGCAAGUCCAUUAAAUUGUUCCGCGACAGAUACAACUCGAAGAUCGCCAAAUUUCGCGAAAGCAACCCAGCAACGCCCCUCAGGGAUGUGCAAGACGAGGGAUGGCUCUACGUCCGUCCCUUCAGCCGUGAUAAGGGCGUUGGUAGUGUCAAGACACUCAACGAGAACCUCCACACCCGAGGUGCCGUUGUGGAGGAUGACUCCGACGACGACGAAGCCAGAUAUUGGAGAGUAAGGCCGUGUGUCUUCGCCUGUGGAAGUACGACCCACCUGCGUCUAGCAGUACGGUCGACAUUAGAGAACUCUGGCCACAGCACCAAUACGACUCACGACAAAUUUCACUACAACAUCCGAAAUACUACCUAGCAUUGCCAUUCUCGGCUUGACUACACGCUCUAUUUGCAUCUAUUCGCAUACCGCAUACCCACGACUACUUUUGUUCUAUUCUACUUGCAUCACCACAAAACAAAUACCGAACCUCUACUUGGCUACGAAAGAUAUGCUCCUAUCUAAUAGACUCUUUGCGAGAGCCAUACAAUAAUGUUACCAAGCACGAAACUGGACAUGGGAAGCAUGCUGCCGGAUGUUGUUAGCAUGCCCGGAGACAGGCCUACGAGCUGAAAACUUCCGUGACCUUCCAGAAUUGGGAUGCUUUUCGAAGAGUGGCCUUAGUCAUCUACACAUGGCUUCAGCAGACCACUUGUGAGGAUGCCAGGAGCAAUGAUAAUGACCGC